CUUACGGGAUUUGUUCGCCUUAAGGAAGCAUCCUGCUGGGGACAAUUUGUGGUACUUCCAGGGCCGACAGAGUAGGGUAGUGGACAACCCACUGUCCGUCCACAAUUGGAAGAAGAAGUAUUUCUUUGUCUCCAAUCUAGAGGGAUGGCCCUUUUGGUCUGAUUGGGGGAUACCGGACUUGCUAGCCGAGAGGAUGAGGCCAUAGAAUAAUGAGGAGGAGUUGACCAUGAUGACUCGGAUAUGGAUGACGGGGGCGAUUUGCGCUAAGCCCUUAAUAACGGAGGAAGUCUUGGUGUGGGCUGGUCUCAACCUUGCCCCCCUCGGUAUGGACACUCCCAUUGUCGAUUAGUUGUGUCAUCUUCUUCGUCUUCUUUGUCCUUCUUCUAACAUGAUCUUUAUUUGUUGCAAAAAUGGAUGGUGGCAUGAAGGACAGGCUCAUGCAGUUGGCCAGGGCGAGCACUAAGAAGGGCCAGGCCAAGGGGCCCUCGAAGAGGCCUGUCGAGAAGGAGUUGCCUCGGGCGAAGGUGCCAAUCGAGGCUGAGAGGAGGAGGGCAGCCACGCCCAAAUGGCCAGCAAAAGCCCCUCAAGGUCAGAGGGCAAAAAGGUUGGCAGUGAGGGACUGCCCAACAGAGAGUGCUUCUAGAGAUUCUCGGCAGUUGGGGCCUCACUUGUCUGACCCCGCAACGACAUACCAUUGGCCGCACGCAGGCUCUUCCACCCCAAUUGGAACAUUAAGGAGGGUGACCCCACAGCAACCCCGACAUCGAGCGAGCCUUGGUGACGGGGAUGCUCCCGACGGGGGAUCAACACUCUUGGACCCAGGUGUUUGUCUAGGGGGUUCGGGAUACCCUGCUGGACAAACUAGCCGAGACGUCUUCUUGCGCCAUCGGCCUUUAUGACAAAGUGGAGGUCUUUCUACAACAUAUCCGGUUUUCGCAAGAGGAGAACGAGUAGCUGAAGCGUCAAUUGGCCGAGGAGUGGGCCAGCCGAGAGGCCGCUGCCAAGGUGGCCUGUGGGGAGCAUGACUGUCGAAAGAAGCUCGAGGCCGAGGUGAUGGCGAAGAGGGAACAACUGAGGGCUGCAAGGAUCUCCUUGGAUGAGGCAAGGUAGAAGCUUCAGGAGGCGGAGCAGAAGUUACAAGAGGCCUCGAUUCAAGCUAUGGAGGAAUACAAGGCCUCCGAGGCCUACAAGGAUGAGAUGGCUUCGUUUGGUGUCGCUUCAUACUUGGAGGGCAAUGAAGACACCAAGGCUUAGGUGUUGGUGCUUCUCCCAGAUUUUGAUGUCAGCCAAUUGGGGUUUCAACCUCCAAACCAACAAGCGGCCAAAGUGGAGGGGCCAACCGAGGGCCAGGGCGGUGUUGAGCAGUCUACUCAGCAAGAGGCAGCCAACGACGAGCGCGUUGACAUCGAGGCUUAAUGAAGGUGCUCACACGGGGUCGAGGCUUCCAUCGAACAUCCUUUUUUAUCCUUUUUCUUCAUCUUUUUUUGCCAUUCUUUUUUGUAAGGGGCUCGACCUCCCCCAUCAAAGGCCUCUUUUUGUAAAGAAAUGAG
Molecule: messenger RNA, 1550 nt
Organism: Nelumbo nucifera (sacred lotus)
Lineage: Eukaryota; Viridiplantae; Streptophyta; Magnoliopsida; Proteales; Nelumbonaceae
Source: RefSeq, a predicted model, not a curated record